UCACGCGUAGCCGUCGGUGGCCGGUGUCAUAUACUUAUUCACACUGCUUAAACUCAGUCAUCCACUAAUUUUUCAGGCUUGACUUGCUCGACACUUGGUUAAGUUGGUUUGGCCCUUUCAAAUCGCCGCUGGUUUUUCGAGAUGCCUCCUCCCGUGAAACUGGCUAUAAUUGGUGGAGGGCCAUCUGCAUUUUAUGUAGCCUCGCGCCUACUCUCUCUCCUUCCGCUGAAUGAUACAGUAUCUCCUCCACUAAGGGUGCACAUGUAUGACCGACUCUGGGCACCCCAUGGUCUCGUUCGUUAUGGCGUUGCACCUGAUCACCCAGAGGUCAAGAAUUGCACGCACAAAUUCGAUAUGACUGCAACUGACCCGCGUUUCCGUUUCUUCGGAAACGUGAAUGUCGGAAGCACGCCCUUCCACUCCAUUCCUCACGCGCUUCAUUUACCCCUGACAUCUAUACUCAAUAACUACUCUCACUUACUGUUCGCAACGGGAUGUACUCUUCCUACCCUACACCCCGCGAUUUCUCCGUCUGCAUACUGCAUACCCGCUCUGUCCUUGGUACACUGGUACACACAACACCCAUCUCAUUCGUCGCCCCCUGCACUCGACAAGAUAUCACACCUCACAUUAAUUGGACAGGGAAAUGUGUCGCUGGACAUUGCACGUAUUCUUCUGACUUCCCCCUCUGUCCUUCGUCAAUACGAUGUACCAGAGCAUGUUCUCGAAGUCCUUUCCCGCUCUACCGUCAAGCACGUCUCCAUAGUUGGAAGGCGGGGGCCUCUAGAAGCUGCAUUCACUACCAAAGAGCUUCGGGAGAUGAUCAACCUCCCGGAGGCAUCGAUGAUUCCCAUAGAACCCGCCCUGCUCACACCUCCGCCAGGCGUUACGCCAACGCGCCAGCAGCGGCGCACACUCGAGCUACUCCAGAAGGGAUCCAAGAAUCCACCAGGGUCGACGCCUAAAUCCUGGUCGCUAGAUUUCUACCGCUCUCCUACUGGUCUCGCUCCUCCAUCGACCGCCUCGGCAUCAGACAUGGCAAGUCUCACCCUUGCUCACACUCGUCUUGAUCCUGCCACUUCUCGUGCGGUGCCUACUGGCGAAACAUCUACUCUUCCUACUUCUCUCGUCGUCACCUCCCUCGGAUUUCAUGCAGAUCCAGAGACAGCCUUCUUCGAUCCUGCUAUGCGUCACCUUCGUUCAUCCGCAGGGCGUAUCACUUCUUCUGAGGGCUUAGCCUUGAAAAAUAUUUAUGCGUCUGGAUGGGCAGCCAACGGCGCCAACGGCGUGCUUGCUUCGACUAUGAUUGAUGCAUAUGCGGUCACAGGCACUAUUCUCUCUGACAUAGUACCGCCUUCAGAAGCGGUAAAAAUUACUUCCGCGACAUCCGUUCUACCAAUGGGGAUAGCUCCAGAUAAAAUGCUCAAUCCUCAUCCAGAUCUUGAUGGAUUACCAUCAGAAAUCGUCCAUGGAAUCAAUGAUGGCAUGGUCAUCCAAUAUGAUGACUGGAAAGUCAUCGAUGCUGAGGAAGUUCGCAGGGGCGAAGCCCUGGGAAAGGAGCGGGAGCGAAUGGGCUGGAAAGAGGCUCUCUCAUUUCUCACUCUCUCGGCACCAUCGUGAUACGAUAAUCGCGUCGGCGGAGCCCUGGUGAGGGCUAAUCAAUGGUCUAUUUAUCAUUAACGUUCCAUCAAAGUUCGCUUGUCUCUACAUAGAUCCCCGU
Suillus paluster is the source of this 1720-nucleotide messenger RNA. RefSeq lists its product as uncharacterized. Bases 142 to 1620 code for a protein of 492 amino acids. The transcript has 2 exons. The record is from RefSeq and is a predicted model, not a curated record. Gene Ontology annotation, biological process: ubiquinone biosynthetic process. Lineage: Eukaryota; Fungi; Basidiomycota; Agaricomycetes; Boletales; Suillaceae. Gene Ontology annotation, cellular component: mitochondrion.